Messenger RNA from Knipowitschia caucasica, 3990 nucleotides. The record is from the annotation of a GenBank genome assembly. NCBI's taxonomy places the organism in Eukaryota, Metazoa, Chordata, Actinopteri, Gobiiformes, Gobiidae.
AUGAGAGAAAUGAUCAAAAAACUGGACCGCAACAACGAUGACAAAAUCAGCUUUAAUGAGUUUUUGUCGAUUAUCCAGGACCUCAAAAACACCCAAGUGGCAAAAACGUUCCGAAGGGUCAUCAACAGGAAAGAGGGAAUCCUGGCCAUUGGGGGCACCUCUGAGCUGUCGAGUGAAGGCACCCAACACUCUUACUCCGAGGAGGAGCGGUUUGCCUUUGUCAACUGGAUUAACUCUGCUCUGGAAAAUGAUCCUGACUGUAGCCAAGUGCUGCCUAUCGACCCCAACACAGACGCCUUGUUCACAUCUCUUGGAAACGGCAUUGUCCUCUGUAAAAUGAUCAACUUGUCCGUCCCAGACACUAUUGAUGAAAGGACCAUAAACAAAAAGAAGUUAACUCACUUUACGACACAGGAAAACCUUAAUCUGGCGUUGAACUCGGCUUCGGCUAUUGGCUGUCAUGUCGUAAACAUCGGGGCAACAGACCUUAAAGAUGGAAAGCCUCACCUGGUGCUGGGACUCCUUUGGCAAAUCAUUAAGAUUGGCCUGUUUGCAGAUAUUGAGCUCAGCAGGAAUGAGGCUUUGGCGGCUUUGUUGAGAGACGGAGAAACUCUGGAGGACCUAAUGAAGCUGACUCCAGAAGAGCUGCUCCUUCGCUGGGCAAACUAUCAUCUGGAAAACGCAGGACAACAGAAAAUACACAACUUUGGCUCUGACAUAAAGGACUCCAGAGCGUAUUUUCACCUCCUGAAUCAGAUCUCUCCUAAAGGCACAGAGGAGGACCAGCCGCGCAUCGACAUUAACAUGUCGGGCCUCAGUGAGACUGACGACAAGAGGAGAGCAGAGGCCAUGCUGCAGCAGGCCGACCGCCUCGGCUGUCGCCAGUUUGUGACUCCUGCGGACGUCGUGAGCGGAAACCCCAAACUCAACCUCGCUUUUGUGGCCAAUCUUUUUAACAAAUAUCCUGCUCUGACUAAACCAGAGAAUGAAGACAUUGACUGGGGGUUACUGGAAGGUGAGACAAGAGAAGAGAGGACCUUCAGAAACUGGAUGAACUCGCUGGGAGUAAACCCAUCCGUAAAUCAUCUAUAUGUAGACCUACAGGACGCCAUUGUCAUUCUUCAGCUAUAUGAAAAAAGCAAAGUUCAUGUAGACUGGAGUAAUGUCAACAAACCGCCUUACCCCAGGCUUGGAACAAACAUGAAAAAGUUGGAAAAUUGUAAUUACGCUGUGGAGCUGGGAAAAACGGCAAAGUUUUCUCUUGUUGGCAUCGGCGGGCAGGACCUGAACGAUGGCAAUCAAACUUUGACUCUGGCCGUGGUGUGGCAGCUCAUGAGGAGAUAUACGCUGAAUGUAUUAGAGGACCUCGGAGAUGGGGACAAGGUGAAUGAUGACGUCAUUGUGAAAUGGGUAAAUAAAACAUUAGCCGAGGCUAAGAAAUCCACCAAGAUCUCUAGUUUUAAGGACAAAGAGAUCAGCAGCAGUUUGGCUGUACUGGAACUAAUCGAUGCCAUUCAGCCUGGCAGCGUCAGCUUUGAUCUGGUUAAAACAGGACGUCUGUCUGACGAUGACAAACUGGAUAAUGCCAAAUACGCCGUCUCCAUGGCGAGGAAGAUUGGCGCCCGAGUGUACGCUCUUCCCGAGGACCUUGUGGAGGUCAAACCUAAAAUGGUGAUGACUGUUUUCGCCUGUUUGAUGGGACGAGGCAUGAAGAAGCCACUCUGCCUACAUGUCCCAGAGUGCUUCAGUGCAGGCCUCUUGUGUACGUGGAGGGAUGGAUACGCCUCUCAGGUGAAGCUCACUCCUCCACAGACUGUGCACAGACUCACACCACACAGACAUGCCUGGAUCCGGGCAUCUCUGUCCAGCAGGAGUCCUCACAACACGCACAGCCGGAGGAGGGAUGCAGUUUUCAGAGAUGUGAUGACUUUGGCAGUGACUAAAAAAGGAGGGUCAAGACUGGUGAUGAAGAUGACAGGGCAGUCAGUGGAGAGAGACCCGUCACCUCACAACCUGUCAGUCAAAACCGCUCUGGAGGAUGAGAUCGAGCAAGCGGAGAGCAUCCUCAGCAGGGUCCCGUCGGUCUGCGAUGACACGUGCUCAGAGCUGCAGAGAGUGGCGGCACUGGACCGAGGACAGUCGAGAAAUUCUUUUCAAAGGGCGGGCGCCAUCUCAAGACUGGUGGGCCUGGUGGUGAGACUGCGGGAGUGGGCACACAGGAGUCUUUUGGAGGAAGAGGAGCGGCCCGACUCCUUCCUGGAGCGUUUCCGAGGUCCUGAACUCAGAACUGCCCCGAGCCACAACAGCAACAACCCCCAAGACACCAAUGAUGACCCCAAACAAAUGAAAAAGUGGGACUUGUUUGUGGUGUCUCCGUCUGACAACGCUUACUACCGUUGGCUGUUCGUUAUCGCCGUAGCCGUCUUAUACAACUGGUUUCUUGUGGUAGCAAGAGCUUGCUUUGAUAAGCUACAAGUGGAUUAUUAUGUGUGCUGGCUGGUGCUGGACUACCUCUCUGACACCGUGUACUUAAUGGACACUUGUGUUCGCCUCCGCACAGGCUUUCUAGAACAAGGUCUGCUGGUGAAGGAGCACACAAAGCUGCGGGACAGUUACGUCCGCACGCUGCAGUUCAGGUUGGAUGUGUUGUCGAUGCUGCCGACAGACCUGGCCUACAUCGCCACAGGGAUCCACACCCCACAGCUCCGAUUCAACCGCCUCCUCCGCUUCCCUCGCAUGUUUGAGUUCUUCGACCGAACCGAGACACGCACCAACUACCCCAACAUCUUUCGCAUCUGUAACCUCGUCCUCUACAUUCUCGUCAUCAUCCACUGGAACGCCUGCAUUUACUACGCCAUCUCCAAGUCUUUGGGAUUCGGAUCAGACACCUGGGUUUUCCCAAACUCCUCCAAACCAGAGUUCUCUUCCCUCACACACAGCUAUGUCUACUGUCUGUACUGGUCCACCCUCACUCUCACCACUAUCGGGGAAAUGCCAGCUCCGGUGCGUGAUGAAGAGUACUUAUUUGUAGUUUUUGACUUUCUUGUCGGCGUGUUGAUAUUUGCCACCAUUGUUGGAAAUGUUGGAUCAAUGAUAGCCAACAUGAACGCCACACGAGCAGAGUUUCAGGCUCGUAUCGACGCCAUAAAACACUACAUGCACUUUCGCAAAGUCAGCCGAGAUUUGGAAACACGCGUCAUCAAGUGGUUCGAUUACCUGUGGACCAAUAAAAAAGCAGUCGAUGAGCAAGAAGUGCUUAAAAACCUUCCCAACAAGCUGCGUGCAGAAAUUGCCAUCAACGUACAUCUUGAAACGUUGAAGAAAGUGCGGAUUUUCCAGGAUUGUGAAGCAGGACUUUUGGUUGAACUUGUUCUGAAAUUGCGACCACAAGUCUUCAGUCCCGGUGAUUACAUUUGCCGUAAAGGGGACAUAGGCAAAGAGAUGUACAUUAUAAAAGAGGGGAAGCUGGCGGUAGUGGCUGAUGAUGGGGUCACACAGUACGCUCUCCUCACUGCGGGGAGUUGCUUCGGUGAAAUAAGCAUUCUCAACAUUAAAGGAAGUAAAAUGGGCAAUCGCCGGACAGCCAAUAUCCGCAGCUUGGGCUACUCUGACCUCUUCUGUCUCUCCAAAGACGACCUAAUGGAGGCAGUGACGGAGUAUCCAAACGCAAAAACUGUACUAGAAGAAAGGGGUAGAGAGAUUUUAUUAAAAGAAGGCCUGUUGGAUGAGAACGCAGAAAGUGGCGGUCUGGGGAAAGAGGACACUGAAGAGAAAGUGGAGCGACUAGAAACAGGACUAGACAUUUUACAGACACGAUUUGCACGAUUGCUAAAUGAAUACACGCAUACGCAGCAGAGGUUGAAGCAGAGGAUGACACUUCUGGAGAGGCAGCUGAACCACACAGACUGCGGGGCGGAAAAUGAAGUGUCCAGUCGGGCGGCCAAUGAGGGCGGAGCAGGGUCAGCGGCGACAGGGGCACAGGUAGUUUAA